Molecule: messenger RNA, 2085 nt
Organism: Alexandromys fortis (reed vole)
Lineage: Eukaryota; Metazoa; Chordata; Mammalia; Rodentia; Cricetidae
Product: armadillo repeat-containing X-linked protein 5-like
Source: RefSeq, a predicted model, not a curated record
CACCAGAUCGACUGCAGGGCCCGUCGCCAGUGGAAGCAAAGCAGAGAGAAAAUUACUUUACCAGUGCUGGUCCAACUUCAGUGCCAGAUCUGGUGGCCUUGGAGUGGCUGAAGACCACCACCCUCCACAGGCCUGCGCCCAAGCACAGCUAUCCUUUAUCUUGAGUGAGCUUCCUCAGCAUGCUAUAUCAUUGGCAGAAACUCUAGUUGGAAAGGGGGCUGACUGACUACUGUACUCUAUGUGAAAACACCAACUUGGGGCUGACUUUCAGGCAAAGCUGAGAUAAGGGCAUAUAAGGGCUUUGCUUUUAUCUUGAAACAUGAUUGGCUCUACAGCUAAAGCGAAAGGUAGAGAAGAGUCUGGAGCUUCUGUGAAACCUGGAAGCAAAAAAGGAAAAGCCAAGAGUCAGACCAAGAAAGUGGUUGAGACAGAACCAAAAGAAGAAUUGGGGAACCAGACUGAGGCUAGGAGUAAAGCAAUGGCCAGGACACAAACAGUGACUCACACUGAGCCUGAGACUGUGACAUGGAAAGUGAAAAAAAAAAAAAAAAAGAAAGAUAAGACUAGUAUUAUAGUCAAGGCUCAGACUAAGACAGAGAUCCUGAAAGAGCCUGGGUUAGUGCCUCACUCCAAGUCAGACGCUUCACCUAUGUCUGUGGUCAUUACGGUAACCAAGCCUGAAGUCAAGGUUGAUGCUGCUAUUGAGGCGUCUGGCAAGUGCUCAGCCAAGGCUAGUGAUAAGGGUAAUAUGAAGCACAAACCUGAGAUAAAGAAUGAGAUCUGUGUCAAAUCUGGGGCUGGUAGCAAAACUAGUAUUGUCAUCAACACCACUGAUGAUGAUGAAGAAUAUGUGUGCUCCUGGUUUUGGACUGGAGAAGAGCCUAGUGUAGGGUCCUGGUUCUGGCCUAAAGAUGAAUACCCUCUUCAAGUUUAUCAGCCCCCACCUAAAAUUGAGGAAGAACCUGAACCUGCAGAUACAUUCGACUUUACUUUAAAAAAAAAAGCAGCAGCAGUAUGGGCAAGGGGCAGGUUUAUUGUCCUAGUUCCAGUUGAGGAAGGUGAACGAUCUUUACCUCCAGAAGGAAACUGGACUCUGGUUGAUACCUUAAUUGAAACUCCUCUGGGUGUUCGACCAUUGACCAAGAUUCCACCUUUUGAAGUACCUUACUUCCAGACCUUAGCUGAAAUAAAAGAACAAAUUCGGGAAAGAGAAAAGUAUGGACCCAACCCAAAGACCUGUCGCUGUAAAUCGCGUACAUUUAGUUUAGAGCCUGUAGAGUUUGAUAAGCUUGUUGACCUACUUAGGUUAACUAGGGAUCCUUUUAUUCAUGAGAUAGCUACAAUGAUAACGGGCAUCAGUCCUGCUUACCCAUUACUGCAUACUCAAGAUAUCGUUCAUGAUGUUGGUAUUACUGUUAUGAUUGAAAAUUUUGUCAAUAAUCCAAAUGCUAAAAAGUACCCUCGAAAUUUAAAUGUGAGUGCCAGCUCCGAUGCUUCUGAUGAAGCAAAAGAGAAUGAAGCACAUGUAAAUAAAGUUUGUAGGGACAUACUCUGUUGUCCUUUGAACUGCUCUGUACAAGUUGAGGAACUAAAACUGUUAGCAAGCCUGAGUAUAAAAUUUGAUUACCACCACGUGAUUGUCAAUUACGUUCGCUAUUUUAUCACAUUGUUAAGCAAAGGAAGUGUCAAAAUCAAAUUUCAGAUUUUAAGGGUUAUUUUAUAUUUGUCAAAGAAUCAAGCCAAUACAAGAGAACUGAUCAGUGCUGAAGUAUUGUCGUCACUGGUUGCUCUCUUUCAUAAGAAAGAGUCAAAGGCUAAUAUUCUACAUAUCAUUGAUACAUUUGAGAAUAUAAAUUUCCAGUUCAAAAAAAGGGCAAAGCUGUUUACCAAGGAAAUGUUCACUAAAUCUGAACUUAUUUCCAUAUUCCAUGAGGCAAAAGAGUUUAACCAGAAACUCAAUGACUUAGCAGAGCACAGUGACCCUGAUGUGAGAGAUAAAGUUAUCCGAUUAAUACUCAAACUCUGAAUAGCUGUAUAUUCUCACAAAACCUUGAGCAUUUUUGUCUUUCCAAUAUAAAUCUAAUG